Messenger RNA from Papaver somniferum (opium poppy), 2638 nucleotides. RefSeq names its product molybdenum cofactor sulfurase 3-like. NCBI's taxonomy places the organism in Eukaryota, Viridiplantae, Streptophyta, Magnoliopsida, Ranunculales, Papaveraceae. The transcript has a single exon. The record is from RefSeq and is a predicted model, not a curated record. The coding region runs from base 553 to 2517 and encodes 654 amino acids.
ACAAGUCUGUUUUGCUGGUAUGAAACAACAAAUGGAUCCCAAUCCAAAUACUAUUGAAGUAGCAACAGUAACAGCUCAACUCUAUCAGAAAAGACAUGGAUAAGAAGACACCAGUGGUCACUAGACCAGUCAAAUAAGUCCCCACCUCCCAUUAAAGUAGUCCUCCUCAAUUCCGUUUCACUCCAACUAAGUCUGAACGCCUGACUUCAAACUUAAAAGUUGAACAGCAAAUAAUGAAUUCAAUCUCUCCUUUUCAUUUCCCCAUGUGAAGUAUAGCGACUUAGCCUGCAUACAUCCAUGAUGCCGGCCACUACAAAGACUUUUUCCUAACUGGUCUUGUUAAAAUAUCUUCAUCUUGUGGUGGUGGUGGUGGCAGAACCAUCCACUUUUCUUUCUGUAACUCAAACAAGUGGACUAUAAAUGUUUGAUAAUGAUCGACUAAAUCCAUAAACUGCGAAGAAAAUCCAAUGAUGAUUUUGUAACCUUUCAUAUUGUCUGGCAUCCUAGAAUGUGUCAUAUUGCUUGAGCCUAGCUUUUUAUGCGACAACAUACAUGCUGAAGAAGAAGCAACAGAAAGGAAAGAUGCAAUCUCCAUGUCUGAAAGAAGCUUCACAAGCUUGCAUACAUGGAUGUGGCUUAAUUCCUAUGCUUAGUUUGCCCGAAUCUUCAAAUUCGAGGGCCGGACCGACGUUCACCGAUACGGUUGCCGCUUCUCGAGUUGAGUUUGCUACUUCAACGACUCUAUCUCUUGACCCGAACAUUCAAUUCACGAACCCUGAAUCUCUCCCUUCUUUAACUGAAUCAUUCUAUCCAUUCAGUGAAGCUUAUCCAUUAUAUUCCAAGACUGAAUUUGCUGAUCGAAUACGACGAGAAGACUAUAAUCAUCUUUCGGUGUCUAACCAUGUAUGUCUUGAUUAUAUUGGAUUGGGUCUCUUUAGUCAUUCACAACAAGAACCACCACAAUCCUCCUCCUUAGCAUCUACUUCUUCUUCUCCUCCGCCACCACCACCGCAAUAUUCCGAAUUCCCAUUCUUUGAAGUCUCAUACAAAGCCGCAAAUCUGAGUUCUCAGAUACUUUAUGGAGCUAAAGAAUCAGAAUUAGAAUCAGCAAUCAAAAGAAGAAUUAUGGAUUUCCUCAAUGUGUCCGAUACUGAAUACCAUAUGGUUUUCACGGCGAACCGAGCAUCUGCUUUUAAGCUUUUAGCAGAAUCUUAUCCAUUUCAGUCUAAUAAGAGCCUGUUGACAGUUUACGACUACGAAAGCGAAGCGGUGGACGGAAUGAUCGAGAAAUCCAAGAAACGAGGAGCUCGAGUUAUGCAAGCGGAGUUCAUGUGGCCAAGGAUGAGAGUUCACUCAACAAAACUAAGAAAAAUGCUGGUUAGCAGAAGGAAAAAGAAGAAGGGACUGUUCGUAUUCCCGCUUCAAUCUCGGAUGACCGGAGCAAGAUAUUCUUAUCAGUGGAUGAAUUUAGCACAAGAAAAUGGUUGGCAUGUAGUUCUUGAUGCUUGUGCUUUAGGACCCAAAGAUAUGGGAACUCUGGGGUUGUCACUGUUUAAGCCGGAUUUCAUUAUCAGUUCAUUUUUCAAGGUAUUUGGUGAUAAUCCCUCGGGAUUUGGCUGCCUUUUUGUCAAGAAAUCUAGUGCAGGAAUCUUGGAAACAUCGGCGACGGAUAGAAGCAUCGGAAUUGUGAGUCUUAUUCAUGCAAAUGAUGCUACUUAUCACCUGGUAAGUGAUUCUUCAAGUUCAUUUUCUGGUCCAAUAUUUCCUCAAAUGAGGAAAGAUAGAUCCUCGAACUCAGAUAGAAAUAAUAAACGAUCCGAAGAAAUUGCGAGACCCGGUGACACCUUCACAGACACAAAAAUGAAACAAAAGCUACAACCAUCAAGUGAAAUUGUUGAAUUGGAGCCUCAGACCACUAAUUCUGCAGCACUUAGAAGCCUAGAUAAUGCAGAUUCCAUCACUUGCAAGGGUCUAGACAAUGCAGAUUCUUUGGGACUGAUUCUCAUAACGAAUAGAUUACGGUGUCUGAUCAAUUGGCUUGUAAAUGCAUUGAUGAAACUCAAACAUCCGUAUUCAGAGAAGGGAAUUCCACUUACAAAAAUAUACGGGCCAAAGAUAAAAUUUGACCGCGGACCUGCAUUAGCAUUCAAUGUGUUUGAUUGGAAAGGAGAAAAGGUUGAGCCUUCACUCGUGCAGAAACUCGCUGACCGGAGCAAUAUUUCUCUUAGUUACGGGUACUUGCAAAACAUAUGGUUCUCUGACAGAUAUGAGGAAGAGAAGAAAAUAGUGUUGGAGAUAAAAAGGCAUGAAGAUGAGGUAGUAGGAGGAGUAAGCAAGAUGAUUAGAGGGAAAGGUAACCCGGGAGUUACUGUUGUUACAGCUACAUUUGGGUUCCUGACAAAUUUUGAAGAUGCAUAUAGGCUCUGGACUUUUGUUGCGCAAUUUCUUGAUGCAGACUUUGUUGAGAAAGAGAGGUGGCGAUAUACUGCACUUGAUCAGAAGAUUAUUGAAGUUUGAAGUAAAGUGAGAUUCGUUUAUUCUUUUACAUCAUUGUAAUCAUUUAAACCAUGAAGGGAUAAUGUAAACAAACUGGGUUUUUAAUCAUUUAUAUCAAAAAAAGAGAGCAUUAUAGAAAAAA